CCGCGCGGGGGGCGGGGCGCGCGGCGCCGCACGCGCGGUGAGGGCAAGGCAGGGAAGGCGGCUCGCGCCUCCCGCGCCCACCGGAGCGGGGGCACCCGGCGGGGCGGGGCCGCGGCACGACUGCACCAAGAUGACACCAGCCACUCGACAAGAAGUUCUCGGCCUUUACCGCAGGGUUUUGCGAAUAGCCAGGACCUGGCAGUCAGCAUCAGGACAGACAGAGGAAACCAUGAGAGAGAAGGAGUACAUCAGAAAUGAAGCCAGAACGUUAUUCCGAAAAAACAGAAACGUCACUGAUCCAAAGCUGAUUAAGCAGUGCAUAGAAGAAUGUGAGGCAAGAAUAGAAAUUGGACUUCACUAUAACAUCCCAUACCCAAGACCUAUCCAUCUGCCUCCUAUGGGCCUUGCCCACAAACAAGGCCGUACAUUGCGACACCAGGAAAAGUUAAGGAAGAUUUCUAAGCCAAUAUAUCUGAAAUCCCAUGAUGAAGUUUCAUAAGCCACCAAUUUCAUUUAAGCUGUGGUGUGUAAUCACAUCCUUUAAACUGUGAACUGCAAUCCAGGUGAUUUGUGUGCACGACUGUGAAUAGUGCGGUCACUUGCUCACACAUUUCCUGAGGCCAAAAAGCCAAUUGAUCCAUUGUGUAUGAUGGAUAAGGUUGGUUUAGUAUUUAUUACAUGUCAACCACUGACUUGUCAAUAAAAGUAACACUUUUUAAUGA
Molecule: messenger RNA, 722 nt
Organism: Camarhynchus parvulus
Lineage: Eukaryota; Metazoa; Chordata; Aves; Passeriformes; Thraupidae
Gene: LYRM1
Product: LYR motif containing 1
Exons: 4
Coding region: 131-499 (122 amino acids)
Cellular component (GO): mitochondrion
Source: RefSeq, a predicted model, not a curated record